AUUGAAGCCUUAUCGAUAAUAGAUAAUAGUUAUUCUUCUAUCUGAACUUUGAACGGCGCGCUCUUCUUUUUUCACCUUCCUUCAAUUAAUUGACUUUUUCAUCCCAGGAAAAGACGUUGCGCUUUAACGAUGGCACCUAAACGACCGCUUGAAUCGGAUAGCGCAGCUACUCCAGCAGCCAAAAAACACCGCAAAGGAUUUCGAGUAGGACCUGAAAAUCUACCAGAUGGUCCAUGGAGGAGAAAAGUUGAUAAAAUUAAGAAGGACCUUAUUCACAAGGCCAAGGUCAAGAAAGCUUACAAAAAGAUCAAGGCUGCGGAGCAAGCCUCUUCCCAGCCCAAUGCUACCAUCACCACCAGUACCGAAGAUGCAAAUGCGAACGCAGAUGUAGCCCCUCCAUCGCCACAACUUCAUCCCGAGAGGCAAGCGAUGUUAGACGAAGAUGAGCAGCCAGAGCCAGAGCUGUCACCGCCCCCUACAAAUACCGAGCGCUCGCAACGUCGGCGCAGACAAAACACACGAAAACCUGGGUAUUUUGACAAGGCGGCGCUUGACGGGGAACGCAAAAAAGCAGAAGCAGAAGCACGCGCAGAGGCAAUUGCGAAACGGAAUGCGGAACGAGAUCGCAAAAUUGCCGAGCGCGAGAGGUUUAGGAAAGCCAUGGCGAAGGCACGGACACCUGGCCGCGAUGGCAAGCGCAAGUUAGGCCGGGAAAGUAGCUUCUUGCUUGAGAAAGCAAAGAGAUUAGUUGGAGGGGCCUAGUGAAAGUAGCAAACAUCCAGGGUGGUAGUAUCGCUACCUACACGCCAACUAUCCAACCGCGAUCUGCGGUCAUACCCAGCGACCAAAACCGAGGGCGUCCGAGGGAGUUCUUGGUUCUACGUUGUAGGGUCGACGUCGUAUUAUCAUCGGGUCACACCACAUCCCCAACCCAGUUGUGUAAUUCCUUCAAUAAGCUCGCGGCAAUAUGGGACGACUUUGAACGAUUACUAGCAUUUGUC
Molecule: messenger RNA, 1001 nt
Organism: Hypoxylon fragiforme
Lineage: Eukaryota; Fungi; Ascomycota; Sordariomycetes; Xylariales; Hypoxylaceae
Exons: 2
Coding region: 130-762 (210 amino acids)
Source: RefSeq, a predicted model, not a curated record